CGAGCGGAGACCAGCAGACAGCAACUUGGCUGAGUCUGUGGCACUGUGGCUCCGCUCCACCACACAGCAGCGGCAGCCCAUGAGCUUGGCACCAGCCGGGAAAGUGUUUUCAUGUAGGCGUUCCCAAGCACUGCCACUCUCUUCCUUGGGACUGAAGGAAAGAAAGCGGGAGGGAGGAGGAGAGGAAGGGGGAGAGGAGGGAUGCAGGAGCACACCUUACCCUCUUUACAAGGCACAUCCUCAGAACACACCAUUAGAAACCACCACUGCACCACCACCACCAGCACCACCCACACUGUCCAAGCAGCACUCAGCUCCAACACUGCCCCUGGACUGCAGGAUGAGGAUCUGGUCAGGGGCCCAGUAUGUGGAGAGCAGUCUGAUGCUGCUUGGUCUUGUAACGCUGGCUCUGUCUCUGGGCAAUCUCUCAAGUAGAGGACAGGAAGAGGGUGUUGCCUCUAACAGUCUAGAGGACGGGCUGGAGGUGAUCACGUACUGGUGGGGAGAAUGGACAAAAUGGACCGCCUGCACUCGUACCUGUGGAGGAGGCGUCAUGUCACAGGAGAGACACUGUCUACAGCAAAGAAAGAAAACAACAACCGGUAAAGACAACAUGACGUGCACAGGCAAUGCAAAGAAGUAUCAUCUCUGCAAUGCAAAGGAAUGUCCUUCUACAGGAAGGAGCUUCAGAGAAGAGCAGUGCUGGUCAUUCAACUCUCAGGUUUACAAUGGAAAAAAUUACCACUGGAAACCUCUCUAUCCUGAUGACUACGUUCAUAUCUCCAGUAAUCCAUGUGACUUGCAUUGCACCACCUCUGAUGGUCAAAGACAGUUGAUGGUACCUGCACGUGAUGGAACAUCUUGCAAGUACAGCAACUACAGGGGCGUGUGUGUCAAUGGGAGAUGUGAACCCAUUGGAUGUGAUGGUGUCCUCUUCUCCCCCAACACUCUGGAUAAGUGUGGCGUGUGUCAGGGAGAUGGGAGCAGCUGCAGUCGCAUUACUGGGAACUUUCGCCGUGGGGCUUCUAGUCUGGGCUAUUCUUUCAUAACUCAAAUCCCAGAAGGAUCAUGGGACAUCCAGAUUAUAGAGAGAAAGAAGUCUGCAGAUAUCCUGGCUGUGACUGACCAAGCAGGCAACUUUUUCUUCAACGGAGCAUAUAAAGUGGACACCCCUCAGAACUUCCAUGCAGCAGGGACCAUUUUCAAAUACCGGCGGCCUACUGAUGUGUAUGAGACGGGGAUCGAGUACAUCGUGGCAAAAGGGCCCAUCGAUCAGCCCAUCAAUGUUCUGGUCUGGAACCAAAAUGGCCAAAAUCCUUAUAUCACCUAUGAGUACACAGUGAUGAGGGACUCUAUGGCUUCUGUCCCCCAGCCCCCCAUUUACACGGGCCCCCAAGGAGGAUCCAGUCUGGUGUCUGUGGAGAUUGGGAGUGUUUUAAAUCUUAAUGAGAGUGUGUAUGAUAAGACAAGCACUGGGCCACGAGCUGUGGAAGGACAAAAGCCUGGCCAGGAAACCAAUGAAGUGUAUGAGACGGCUAACAUUGACUGUCAGCAGGAUGCUAACACACAAGUCCAGUAUACAGAGGGGAACUGCAGCUGGCCCAGCGGAGUAGGAGCCCCUGUCGUAGCACCAAUCAGCAGACCUGCUGAGGACAUGGUAAACUCUGAGAACCUCAUCUGGAGAGUGCUGCUGGGAGAGCGGAUUGGCUCAGAUGGUGUUCUUGCGAACAUCUCAACCAAUCAGCUUCUUACUCGUAGAGAUGGCUUGUCCUCUGAAGGCCCACUGGAGUUAGACUACAGCAGUCUUGAGCAAGCGGGUCUUAAUGGCUCACUGCUUGAGUUCUCCCUCGGGCAACGGCGAAAUGACACAGGGGACUUCCUGCUCCUAAACAGAACUGUUGCAACCAUUUUACGCAAUCGCAGCAAUCGCACCAGGAAUAACCAAAGGCUCCUUCAGAAGAACAAACUGAGCGCUGCUGACAUGUACCGCUGGAAGUUGUCCUCACAGGAGCCCUGCAGUAUGACCUGCUCGAUAGGUGUGUCGAAAUCACUUGCCAUGUGUGUGCGGUAUGACGGCAUUGAAGUGGAUGAUGUCUAUUGUGAUGCUUUGACUCGACCAGAGCCAGUUCAUGAUUUCUGCAUUGGCAGAGAAUGCCAACCCAGAUGGGAGGCAAGCAGCUGGAGUGAGUGUUCUCGAACAUGUGGAGAAGGUUUCCAGUUUCGUCUUGUGCGUUGCUGGAAGAUGCUGGCUCCCGGUCUAGACAGCUCUGUGUACAGUGACCUCUGUAUUGAGGCACAGCUAGAGCGCCCCCCAGAGCGCCGGGCCUGUAAAAGCCCCACUUGUGGUCCUCAGUGGGAGGUAGCCGAGUGGUCAGAGUGUCCAGCUAAAUGUGGUCACAGGGCUCUGGUUACGCGAGAGGUCAGAUGCUCAGAUGAAACCCAUGCAUGUGAUGAGGCAACUCGCCCAGCAUCUACCAAAAACUGCACCGGCCCUCCAUGUGAGCGCCAGUGGACCGCGUCUGAGUGGGGACCGUGUUCAGGCGUCUGUGGGCAUGGAAAAACAGUGCGGCAUGUGUACUGCAAAACACCAGAGGGCCGAGUGGUACCUGAGUCUCAGUGCUCACCUGAGAAUAAACCUCUGGCCAUCCAUCCCUGCGGAGACAACGAAUGCCCUCCGCACUGGCUGGCCCAAGACUGGGAGAGGUGCAACACAACAUGUGGACGCGGUGUGAAGAGAAGGACCGUGCUGUGUGUCAGCAUCACGGGUGGGAAGGUCCAGAUCAACGAGGACGAGGAAUGUGACAGCAGCAAGCGACCAGUAGAUGAGGACACCUGCUUUGAGAGGCCUUGCUUCAAGUGGUACACAACGCCAUGGUCUGAGUGCACCAAGACUUGUGGGGUCGGUGUGCGAAUGAGAGAUGUGAAGUGUUAUCAGGGAAGAGAGCUUGUUCGUGGAUGCGACCCUUUGACCAAACCUGUUAACAAGCAGACCUGUGCACUCCAGCCCUGCCCCACCGAACCUCCAGAUGAAAACUGCCAGGAUCGUCCCACCACCAACUGCUCACUGGCUCUGAAGGUGAAUCUGUGCAGUCACUGGUAUUACAGCAAGGCCUGUUGCCAUUCUUGCCGUAAUCUUCGAGCUUCCUAGCAAGUCUCCACCGCUCAAGUUUUCAUCUGUUCAUGUCAUCUGCAAUGUGCUUGUUCGAGGAUUGCAGCAAGGGAAGUUUGAUUCAGUAUUUGUUUAUAUCUUAAGCUAGCUCCAUAAAACUGCAUUACUGUCAGCAUUACAAAAAUGAUACCUACUUCAUGACAAUGUCCUGUGAUUGUGGGAUACAGUAAGGAAAUAUUAAAUUAUUUGAUUAUUGCUCAGAGGAUUAUAUUGCAUGUCUUAAAAGUAUUUAUUAUUCGUCAGGUUUUAUUGGACAUUUAUUAUCUGGCAGUGGCAGAGGUCGAUACUGAAUGUUACCUCUGGCUGAAGAUGGCUGAUUUAGUACUGUACAUCCAAACACAGGCUGAGCCUCAAGCCACUGCUGGCUUUGACGCUCUACUGUUUACUUUAUCCGGUUGAACUAUUGCUAGGCCUAGGCUUAUGUUAAUUUAUUGGUCACAGCAGUAGUUUUAUUGGGUCCUCUCAUUCCGUAUGCAUCCGAUUCAUUCAUUUUUGUAUUUCAUUCAUUUGAUUUUUGAUUGACAAUGGAUUUAGCAGAGCUUGAAGUACCCAAGUCAUUUGAUCCUUGUCAUUGAGUGAGUCCUGACACUUGAACGUGCUAUAGUUGAAAAUGUAUCUGAUUCAUGUAUUGUUUCACUAAGACACACUAAACCUAAUGCAUUGUACUACCUUACCUCAAGUACAAAAGGCAAUCAAAUGUAAGUCAUUUGAUUUUCUUGUAGAAAAACUUUUUUGUACCUCUCAAAAUAUUAUAAAAAAAUAAAUAUUAUA
Messenger RNA from Onychostoma macrolepis, 3940 nucleotides. RefSeq names its product ADAMTS-like 2 (gene adamtsl2). Lineage: Eukaryota; Metazoa; Chordata; Actinopteri; Cypriniformes; Cyprinidae. Gene Ontology annotation, cellular component: extracellular matrix. The record is from RefSeq and is a predicted model, not a curated record. Gene Ontology annotation, biological process: extracellular matrix organization.